Molecule: messenger RNA, 381 nt
Organism: Colletotrichum paranaense
Lineage: Eukaryota; Fungi; Ascomycota; Sordariomycetes; Glomerellales; Glomerellaceae
Exons: 1
Coding region: 1-381 (126 amino acids)
Biological process (GO): proteolysis
Molecular function (GO): serine-type peptidase activity
Source: RefSeq, a predicted model, not a curated record
AUGAAUGGCCAGGCGGCACUUGAAGAAGGCUUCAACUUUAUUCUCUUCGAUGGCCCGGGACAAGGCAAAGCUCUGAGAGAGCAGCGCCUCGUUUUCAGAAACGACUGGGAGACUGUAAUCACUGCGGUUGUCGACUAUGCUCUUGGCCAGCCCACAGUCAUCGCAAACAAGGUGUUCCUUAUGGGCAUCAGUAUGGGUGGCUACCUUGUCGGAAGAGCUCUAUGUUUCGAGCAUCGAUGCGCGGCCGCUAUCGUCAACGACGGGGUUUGCGACUUUGGCGCUGCAUCUCAUUCCCAGAACCCUGGCCUUGGCAGAUUCCUGCUCCGCAAUGGUUGGGACGCUACGAUGAAUGCUCCAAUGUUCCAGAUGAUGCGCUAUUAA